AUGGGGAAGCAUAUUGAAGAUUUAUCUGAAGAACUGUUAUUAGAAAUAUUUUCCUAUUUAUCUUUGAAUGAUGUUGUAUUUUCAAUUCAAUUUGUCAACAUUAGAUGGAGAAGAAUAUCUUAUGAUUAUGAACUAUGGAAGAACAGGACAUAUUGCCCCUUGGCUAUUGAAAGUGAUGAAGUAGUUGAAAAGACUCUCAAGAUGAUUCCUAAAUUAAGUAAUUUAGUUUUAGAUAAAAGACCUUAUUUGUCAGAAGUGCUUGAAACUUUGGUGAAUAAUUGUUUGGAUAUAAGGAGGUUAGAAUUCAAUAAUUAUCAAAUGAUUCCCACCAAAUUAUUAAAAAAACUAGUCAGACAAUGUCCAAAAAUUGAAUUCUUACAUCUCCCAUGUAGAGUUUUAGAUAGUUAUGAUCAUUCCACUGCAAUAGGUAAACUUGAAAGACUGAAGACUCUGAAAGUGGGAGGUUGGUCAGCAUUAGAAUGCCCUGCUAGGUUACGCCCAUUAGCAGAUGGUUGCCCUUCAUUAGAACAAAUUGAACUUGUUGAAAUCUAUUGUGGUAUUGAUGACUUACAAUAUUUGUUCCUAAAAAAAAGGGAAUCUUUGCGCACAAUUACUAUUCGAUGGUGUUAUGAUGAAGGCAUAUGUGUUUUACCAUUACUAUUAGUUUGUACUGCUUUAAAAACUCUCAAUGUUGUAUGUUUUUAUGAUAUUGAAGCUGAUGUUGGUUUCAGUGCCCUUAAAAUGUUAAACAAUAUAACAUCUUUAAGUCUCCUUGAUUUUGAUAAUGCUAACAUUAAAGAUGUUAUCAGCAUAUUUGAUAACCAAAAUAUGGUAAAUUUAAUUGAAUUGACAAUAAUCCAUUAUGAAAAUUAUGAAAACCAACUAGCCAAAGUCAUUGUCAAUAAUUGCCCAAAUCUCAAGAAGCUAUUUAUUAAUGAAUGUAAUAGCAUGAGUGAUGAAAGUAUAGAAGAUUUUUACAAGCUUGAGAACUUGCAGUAUGUAGAGUUGAGGAGCUCUGCAAUAACAGACAUAAGUGUUACUUGUUUAAAUAAAUGUAAGAAACUUAUUCAUUUAAGUUUAGAAAAUUGUUUUCUUCUUUCAGAAGAAGGCAUGCAAAAUAUAAUUGAUUUUCAUAAUUUACAAGUGUUGAAAUUAGAUUCUUGUGAUUUGAAAGGAUUAUUCUGGUCCCAAAUACCUUUAAAAUUAAAAAGAUUACGAUAUCUAAGUAUUAAUUUUUGUCAACAUGUUGAUGAGAAUGAAGUAAAGCAAUUAAAGAAAGAAAUGCCACAGUUAACAGUUCAUUUUGUUGCUGACAGAUUUUUGGUAUGA
Gryllus bimaculatus (two-spotted cricket) is the source of this 1329-nucleotide messenger RNA. Lineage: Eukaryota; Metazoa; Arthropoda; Insecta; Orthoptera; Gryllidae. The record is from the annotation of a GenBank genome assembly.